Messenger RNA from Stylophora pistillata, 1048 nucleotides. RefSeq lists its product as uncharacterized. Gene Ontology annotation, cellular component: Cdc73/Paf1 complex. Lineage: Eukaryota; Metazoa; Cnidaria; Anthozoa; Scleractinia; Pocilloporidae. Gene Ontology annotation, molecular function: protein binding. The record is from RefSeq and is a predicted model, not a curated record.
GGCCCGAGCCGAGUCGAGAUGGCUGCCUGAUAGGACACGAUAUUCUUUCGAAUUUUCUCAUCUGAUACCAUGUCUCAAUACAGUGUCUGCUACAAGCAAGAGCAAGCUCAUGAGGACAGUAUCUGGACAGUGGCAUGGGGAACAAGUGAUAAAGAUGGUAUAGAGAAUAUCAUUAGUGGUGCUGUUGAUGAUAUGGUCAAAUGCUGGAGAUGGAAUGAAGAAAAAUUGGAACCUAGAUUUAAUUUUGAAGGUCAUCAACUUGGUGUGGUGUCAGUGGAUAUUAAUUUAACUGGGACAAUUGCUGCAUCAAGUUCACUGGACAGUCAUAUCAGAAUAUGGGAUUUAGAGUCUGGGAAACAACUGAAAGCCAUUGAUUGUGGUCCAGUGGACACAUGGACUGUGGCAUUUUCUCCAGACUCUAAACUUAUAGCAACUGGAAGCCAUGCUGGAAAAAUUAACUUGAUUGGUGUGGAAAGUGGCAAAAAAGAAAGUGCUUUGGAUACAAGAGGAAAAUUCACCAUGAGCAUAGCUUAUAGUCCUGAUGGUCAUUACAUUGCUUGUGGAGCCAUUGAUGGAAUAAUCAAUAUUUUCGACCUGACAACAGGAAAGUUACUUCACACUCUUGAAGGUCAUGCCAUGCCCAUCAGAUCUUUGACAUUUUCACCUGACUCCCAGCUUUUGAUUACUGCUUCAGAUGACAACCAUAUCAAGAUGUAUGAUGUACAACAUGCUAACUUAGCUGGGACUCUGUCAGGACAUGGUUCAUGGGUGCUUGGAGUUUCAUUUUGUCCAGACAACACACACUUCGUCUCAAGUUCCAGUGACAAGACAGUAAAAGUUUGGGAUGCAGGCUCACGGCAGUGUAUUCAGACAUUUUAUGAACACAAUGAUCAGGUUUGGGGAGUGAAGUAUAACGCCACAGGCUCCAAGAUUGUCUCCGUUUCUGACGACAAAUCCAUUAUUGUUUAUAACUGUCCUCUGUAACCUUUCAUGUAUUAUGUUUUCUCCUGUAAUAAAAAGUGAAUUAAAUCGGUUCUAUUUCUUUUGA